Sorex araneus (European shrew) is the source of this 2160-nucleotide messenger RNA. Its product is annotated as proline-rich protein 12-like. The transcript has 2 exons. Lineage: Eukaryota; Metazoa; Chordata; Mammalia; Eulipotyphla; Soricidae. Bases 627 to 1352 code for a protein of 241 amino acids. The record is from RefSeq and is a predicted model, not a curated record.
GCUUGGGCUUGGCCGGGGGAACCGAGGACGCGGUGAUGCGGAGGUGGGAUGGGGUCACGGGAAGGGAGUUGGUACCUAAUCUGUUGUGUCUGGAACUCGUGCAGAGGGUUGGGCAGGUUGGGGAUGGUGAGAGAAGAUGAACGUUCCUGGCUGUGGGGCCAGGCCGGAACCAGAACCGGGCAGAGGCCGGGGCGGGACUGGGACAGCCACCUCUCCGCCAGGGCUGGGCAGGGCAUGCUGGGCUGGGUGGGAGACGUCGGUCCCCGGGCAGCCGCAUGCGGCGGGGUCAUUGCUCUACCCCUCAGUCUGGGGAGCUGGAGGAGUUUGCGGGCUGUGUCUUUGGUUCUGGGGGAAUGGCGAGGCGAUGGGGCUAGGCCUAAAGGGAGGGUCUGUGGUGUCAGCUGCUGGUCGGCUUAGCUGCUCGUGGGGACCCCGGACAGUGAGGUUUCGGCUUUUUUUUAAGGGAAGGUGGGGGUACGAUGCAGAAGCAAGGAAACGGUCCUUAAGACGUGGCACCCGCCGCCCCAGCCACCAGCCUGUUUGCAGCGGGCUCCCCGCACCCCCGUUCCCUGUGACUCGCCCGAGACUGAGGCUCAGCACCCACCCCCCUCCGGCCCCCUCCGGAGAUGGAGCGCGCUCGCUCGGCGGCAGCUGCCCCGCAUUCCCGGCGCUGUCAACCCCACAUGGUCCGGGCCUCGGCCCCACCCCCACCGCAUCUCGGUUCCCCGGCCCAAGAUGGGGACUCGAACAGACGAGCCCGUUUCUCCUCCCUGCCGGCACCCCCACCCCACCCCCCUGCAGAGGCAGCCAAGAAAAUGACUUGUCAUGCUGGGGUGGGGGGUGGGGGCGGAGCCGGCGCGGCGCUCAGCGCGCACACUCGCACACACUCGCACACACACUGCGGCAAACUGCAGCUGCCCGCGCGCCCCGCCCGCCGCCGCGCUGCGGAGACACCUGCCUCCCGCCGCCCGGCCCGCACGCCCCGCGCCCGCCGCGCCGAACACGGGCUAGCGGGCCGGGUCCGUCAGGGGGAUUGCGGGGGAGCGGGGGGUGGGGGACGCGAAGGGCAUUUUCCCAGGCCCGAACAGGAGGGGCCUGGUUACAGACGAGUUAGUUGCAAGUCAGACCUGGCGAGCACAUGGCCCUUGAAUUCCCAUUUCCACAGUAGCAGUUCUGUAGGAGGAAUGAGUUUGAGAGGAGAAACUGAUCACUUGGGAUGGAUAUCCCACAUGGGUUACUCACUUUGUGGGGACUCUCAGGAUGGAUGUGGAGGUGAAGUGGGAGAGGGAGCAGGGAAGGGCUUGGGGGAUAAUAUGAUUGUGCGUGCUUGUGAGUGCGGGCUUGGACUCUGAGAAUCCAGGGAGCACACAGUGGUUGUCUCUUUAUUUUCUGAAUUAUAAAACCCUAAGGGUUUAAGUGACACAGAGCUGGGGCCGGCACACAGUGGGUAAGGAAUUUGCUUUGCAAAAGCUGUGUUUAAUCCUUGGCACCUCUUAUGGUCCCCACAGUCCAGUGAGUGGUCCAAGAGCCCAGAGCCAGAAGUAAGCCCUGAGCAAUGCCGGUGUGCCUCCUUCCAUUAAAAAGAAAAGAAAAGAAAAGAAAAGAAAAGAAAAGAAAAGAAAAGAAAAGAAAAGAAAAGAAGAGACUGUUUUGGGAAGGGGAUUUCUGGAUAGAUGGGGACAUUGGAAAGGAGGAUGGGGAGUCCGAAGCCACUCCCCAGAUGCUCAGAUGGGCCUCUCUCCAUCUCCUAGUGCCCAUUCUGCUAGCAUGAAAGCAGGGACAGAGCAGGGAACUGAGAGGAUCCUGGUCCCGGGAGCCCUCCCUUCUGCCUAGCCUGCCGCUCCCUACCCAGGCAGCACCCGGAGCCUGGUGCUAGUGAGAGACAAAGGCUACUUGUCACCCCUACUGUCUGAGGCUGUAUUCUAGUCUGAGGGGGUGGGGACACUGGGCAACAGAGGGUGAGUGAAGGAAAGGAGGAAAUGCUGAGAAAGGGCUGGAGGAACCCGUCUCUGAACAUUUUUCGGGAAUAGCCAAAGUGGCAGGAUCUGCACAGCCAAACUUCUUUCCCUCUUAAGCCAUUUCCUAAUAAUACCUUCUUUGCUGUCCCACAUAAUUCUCAUUUUAGUGCACACCCGCAUGUGUGUAAAAAUUCUUGCAUCU